AUGGACGGUGCCAACUUUAACCAGAUCAGGCCUGUUUUCAGCCUCGGUCAGCAUGAUUCCAACAGAGAUCAGCCUCUGGAUGACCUUCAGUACGGCCAGAUUCUGAACGCUGGUGUCAACUUUGUGACGGCACCCAUCACCAACAAGCACUUCCAUGCGCGUGUGAAGGACCUCGUCUCUCAGCAUCUCGCAAAGGCAAAGCAAAAUGCCGUCUCUUUGGCCGAUGCCGUUGUCCCUCCUUUGACCCCCAAGGACACUUCUCUCUUCCCCAGUCACGCAGUGACCACUUACAUCGCCUACGCCAGCCCCUGGAUUGACUUGGCCUCCACCGACCCCGUCAUCGCCAGCGUUUCGAGACAGGUCCUCAACCUCGAAAUUGCUUACGCCAACUUUUGCGGCGUCCGAAGCAUCAUCGUUCCUGGUCCGAGAAGAGACGCCUCCAAGAAUGGCGGAAACAUAGGCAUCGCCCAGUACGGCCGAGCCGUGCAGGAGGCCAUGAACAUUGCUUCGCGCCUCAACUUCAUCAUCCACAUCCCCAUGUACCGCGAGCCUGGUCUGGAGGAGUCAAUCGAGCUUCUCUCCACGUUGUCUGAGGAGCCUCACCCCGAAGAGAGCAGAGAAAUCGACAUUUACAGCGCCUGGGACUCCUGGCACUCCGUCCGCACUAUAGCCCUGCCCGAGAGGGCGCUCCAGGACAAGUGGUUUGCCGAGCCUCUGCACUUCUUAUCUCUCAGUGGCAAUACCUUCCAGAAGAACAAGACCGGGCACCCUGCCCUCCCUAGAGCCCACCAGGACAUGAUCUUUAACUACAUGCGUCUGAAGAACGCCCCCUGGCUCCUGCUCAGCGACGUCGGCCCGGACCCUGCCUCUUUGACGGCUGAAGCCCAGCUCCAGGCCGUCAGCUUGGCAAACCAGGUCUCCACUGCCGCAGACUUCCCUCCUUUGGGCGACUCAUCGGUCCAACUGACAACGGACUCGCUAAAGUCUUUCCGCACUUACGUGGUCUACCUUAAGUGGCUCGAAAUGCAGCAGCGACCGCUGUCGUACUUGGAACAGACGACGCUCACCAGCUUCCAAGACUGGCUCCAGUCGCCCCUACAGCCCUUGUCUGACAACCUUGAGUCGGCUACGUACGAGGUCUUCGAGGGAGACCCGGUCAAGUACAACCAGUACGAGGCCGCUUGCACGGAAGCGCUGGCAGAGUGGCACCAACUGGGCAGAGCCACCUCUUCGCAGAAUGGCGCCGUUGUCAUCGCCGUGGUCGGCUCCGGCCGUGGACCUCUUGUGACGAGAGCUCUCAAGGCCAGCGAGGCGACGGGCGUCCCCGUCCAGGUCUGGGCCGUGGAGAAGAACCCCAACGCGUAUGUCUAUCUCCUGAGACAGAACGAGAUGAUCUGGGGCGGUAAAGUCACUGUUGUCAAGACGGACAUGCGUUCAUGGAAGGGUCCCCUCAUCUCUGGCACGCCCGAAAACAACCCUGUUUACGGCAAGGUCGACAUUCUGGUGUCGGAGCUUCUCGGCUCCUUUGCCGACAACGAGCUCUCGCCUGAGUGCUUGGACGGUGUCCAGCACGUCCUGGCUCCCGGCGGAAUCUCGAUCCCAGAGUCGUACACGGCGCACAUGAGCCCAAUUGCGACGCCGCGCAUCCACGCCGACCUUCUCACCAGGGUGCCGACGGAGCCCAACGCCUUCGACACCCCCUGGGUUGUGCGUCUCUUCGCCCUCGACUUUGCUGCUGUCCGCGUGCCCGAUCAUCCCCGCUUCCAGCAGGCGUGGGAGUUCUCCCACCCAGUACCCGAGGCUACGCUGAAGCAGAUUGAGACAAGACGCGCCGGCGGCGUUAUGGGCGGUGGAGGUGGAAGCAUGGCCGGCGCCGUCGGUGCCAACGACCACAACUCGCGGUUCUGCCAUCUCACGUUCGUCUGCCGCACGAGGGGUGUCAUCCAUGGUUUGGCUGGUUACUUCGAGUCGGUCCUCUACGCGCCACAGACCGGUAACAAGGAGAAGGUGGAGAUCAGCACACACCCCGAGCUGAUCGACCGCAAGAGCAAGGACAUGAUUUCCUGGUUCCCCAUCUUCUUCCCCAUCAAGCAACCCAUCUACUACCCUGCCGACACGGAGCUGGAGGUCACAAUGUGGCGACAGACGGACGAUUCGCGGGUGUGGUACGAGUGGCUCAUCGAAGCGCACACAUGGGUAAGCGAGACACAGCGCAUCAAGGUGGCGUCGUCGGAUCUCUGCAGUAGUCGCAAGGUUGCUUGUCUUAUGUAA
Molecule: messenger RNA, 2271 nt
Organism: Colletotrichum spaethianum
Lineage: Eukaryota; Fungi; Ascomycota; Sordariomycetes; Glomerellales; Glomerellaceae
Product: protein arginine N-methyltransferase skb1
Exons: 4
Coding region: 1-2271 (756 amino acids)
Biological process (GO): peptidyl-arginine N-methylation; regulation of DNA-templated transcription
Cellular component (GO): cytosol; nucleus
Source: RefSeq, a predicted model, not a curated record